GAGAGUGAAGUUGGAAGGGAGCGGUCCCGGUCUCUUAGGAAUGCCGUUCAGUUACUAUUGUAGUUAGCACUGCUAAGUCUUCACACAAUUUGCUUUUGACAAUGUGAGAAGGAAGAUAUUGACGGGAAUUAAUUGCAAGCUUAUCCUUCGGCGCCUCGUUUAAAUACAUUUUCUUGUUGAGCUCAACUCAACACGACCAUAUCGGUUUUGACAGCAAGCAAGCAGCAUAGACACAAACGAAUGAACUUUGCUUGGAGUUAUUCAGUCUAACAAGACCAUUUUAAAAAAAAAAAAAUCCACCGGGUAAGCAACUGGCAUUUGAACGGGCUUUGAAGUCCAUCUAUUUUGGCUAUAAUUGAUGUUUAAUGCUAAGACAUCUUUUUGUUAGCUUACUGUAUCGUUAAGUAGCCUUUUAAAUCAAGUUUGUCAACAAAUCCUGUAGGCUACAUUGCAGUGGCUAACGUUAUAGGCAUGUCUUAAGUUGGGUAUGAGUUUGUAAGAUCUGUAACACGAUUAUCACAAGCUGACUAGCACUAAGCUCUUCUCCACUCCGUUUUUCACAUAAAGUUCCGCCUGUGUCUGAUCAGUUGUCUUGUCUUGACGGGGAACAAGGGAUAUGAUGACACAAACGUUCCUGCUGACUCGCCGGUCUGACAGCCCCGAAAGCUCUGUGGAAGGUUACAGAUAGCUAGCUGGAGAGUUUUGGGUUCAAAGCCAGCAGCCAAAAGUUCAUGCAGCGGUUCAGCUAACUUCAAGAAACGUAUUGUAGGCUACAGUUAGUCUACCGUGGGAGCAGUGUUGAGCCGAGUAAGAACUUAAGCUGACAGACAGAAGUGCUAUGGCCACCGCCGAUCCUGUUCCCCAGGCACUGACGGGCUCAACAGGUGAGCUCACUGACGAUCCCAGUGGCCCUGGAAAAAUGAAAACCAUUGGCCAUAGAGGCAUCGACCAAACAGGAGAGACCACCUAUAAAAAGACGCCGUCCUCAGCCCUGAGGGGUGCCAUCCAGCUGGGCAUUGCCCACACGGUAGGCAGCCUGACCCAGAAGCCGGAGAGGGACGUGCUCAUGCAGGACUUUGAGGUGGUGGAAAGCAUCAUCUUUCCCAGUGAAGGCACCAAUUUGACCCCUGCUCACCACUACGUGGACUUCCGGUUUAAGACUUAUGCCCCCAUCGCCUUUCGCUACUUCAGGGAUAUGUAUGGCAUUCGCCCAGAUGACUACAUGUACUCCCUCUGUAACGAGCCCCUGAUUGAGUUGUCCAGCUCAGGAGCCAGCGGCUCCCUCUUCUAUGUCUCCAGUGAUGACGAGUUCAUCAUCAAAACUGUGCAGCAUAAGGAGGCAGAAUUCCUGCAGAAACUCCUGCCUGGAUACUUCCUGAACCUGAACCAGAACAGGCAUACCCUCCUCCCCAAGUUCUACGGACUCUAUUGCAUCCAGACGGGUGGCAAGAACAUCCGACUGGUGGUCAUGAACAACCUGCUGCCCCGUGCUAUCCCCAUGCACCUCAAGUUCGACCUGAAGGGCUCCACGUAUAAGCGCCAAGCGUCGUCGCGCGAGCGCACCAAAUUCUCGCCCACCUUCAAGGACCUGGACUUCCGUCAGGACCUUCCUGAGGGGCUCCUACUGGACGCUGACCACUACAACGCCCUCUGCAAGACCAUCCAGAGAGACUGCCUGCUGCUGCAGAGCUUCAAGAUCAUGGACUACAGCCUGCUGGUGGGCAUCCACCGGCUGGAGCAGGGCAGGGGCGACGAGGUGCCCGCGGCGGUGCCCGAACAGAAAAGAGCACAGGGCCAGAAGCCGCUCUACUGCACAGCCCUCGAGGCCAUCCAGUGCUCAGACCAGGGACACAACCACAUGGGUGGUAUUCCUGCACAUUCCAAAGGGGAAAGGGUGCUGCUCUUCGUUGGAAUAAUUGACAUCCUGCAGUCAUACAGAUUUGUGAAGAAGCUGGAACAUUCUUGGAAGGCUCUUGUCCAUGACGGGGAUACGGUGUCGGUACACAGGCCAGGUUUUUAUGCCGACCGCUUCCAGAGGUUCAUGUGCAGCGCAGUCUUUAAGAGGAUCCCACGAGAAUUGAAAACGUCACCCUCUAGGAGGAGUCGCGCCGGUCCGCAGACCCUGCGGCGAGCCAACGUGGCGUCCACUGCCGUCCGUGCGCCCCCCAGCCAGUCCAACCCUCAGCCGCCCCCACCAGCCCAGCCACUUGACAGGGCCCAGAGCCAGGAGCCACAGCAGGCCUCUGCCCAGACCCCGGACCCCAUGGGAGGCCCCUCAGGCAUCCCCUCGGCCCCCACCAAGGGCACUGACCGAGGCAGUGGCACGCAGGCGGCCUGCCCGGACCUGCUCCUAAGGACCCCAGCCCAAGAUAACAUUACCAGCACCAGCUGUGCCACCACCACCGCUCCCCUCGCGCUGGAGGAGAGCCUGGAGCCUGUCCCAGUUGUUUCUCUCCCAACCAGAGAUUCAGCUGGUCAGUCUGCAACGGCCCCUUUCCCUUUCUGUCUCUCUUGCAGAGUUGCAACAGGUUCCAAGAGAGCAAAGAACACCAUGGCAACCGAGGAUGUGUCCAACCUCCUUGUCCAAUCGCAGGGUGAGGGUGAGCCAAGGGUCAGCUGAAGGUGUUCCGUGGUGUUUGACUCCUGGUUUGUGAUGAAUGAAAGAAUGACGCCAUGACGUAUCCACCUUUUUCAGGAACAAGAAACUCUGAAAGAAACUCUCUCUCUCUGCGCCUCCUCAUCUAAAGUGACAUUACCUGCAAGGAGGGCCCUGUUCAAAGCAUUGUGUUUGACAGGGGCCAAAAUGCCUGUGUGGACUUUGAAACUGGUAUUCCACAUAGUCUGAAAAAAAGCGUAUGGUGCAUAUUUGCAGAAAUAAGGAAAUGCCAGGCGCUGUUUUUGAAUUGUUUUCCCCAGAGGACAGAUUGAAAGGUCAGAGCAGUAAACUCAAAAGUACCUGGUCUGUGCUAAAGAAAUGUCAUGGUGGGAUCAGUGCCACUAGGGGGCAGCAUUGUGCAUCAGACCUUUUUAGUCUGUUGCAUCUCGCUAUUAUGAAAUACUCCUAAUGCUGUCGUCAAUAUUUUUUGUGUUGUUUUGUAAUUUGUUUGUUUUGAUAUUUAGUCUGCUGGUGAAAUUGGAGUUUGACCUUCAAGUAAAUGUUUUACUUUUAGAAAGAGAUAGCCAUGAUAGUGAGGUAACCGUUUCAGGAGGACUUUUUUUUUUUUUUUUUUUAAGAAAAUGUGUGAAUUUGGCGUUUCUGAACAGCAUUAACCCUUUGAAAAGCCCUUCUGCCACUGCCUCUGCUGCACGUCAACACAAUGAGACAGAACACCAUAUCAUCAAAACCACAUCAAAACUGUGGCAUCAAAUCCAAACGCAGGCCGCCUGUGAGCCUAAGAGAUAAGCCAAGACACACACUACAUCUUUCAGCAAAAAAAAAGAUUCUGAUCCUCAUCUGACACUCAAGAGGAGCCGGGGAAACUGCUAAUGGACUUUCAUUGACAUAGCCGAAUAUGUUGCCAAAUCAAGUCUGCAGUAUGGACUCAGGUGGGGCUUUCUAUUCGCUGGACUGGGACUUAUUGGAGUUUACAAGGCAGUCAUGAGAAAAACGUAUUUAUAAAAAUGUGACAUUAUUGCAUGACCAGUCAUAUAUGUUUGUAAUGUGAUUUUUAAUACAAUGGUGUACUUUUUAAAAUAA
This is a messenger RNA of Alosa sapidissima (American shad), 3697 nucleotides long. Its product is annotated as phosphatidylinositol 4-phosphate 5-kinase type-1 alpha-like. Gene Ontology annotation, molecular function: phosphatidylinositol kinase activity. Gene Ontology annotation, biological process: phosphatidylinositol metabolic process. The record is from RefSeq and is a predicted model, not a curated record. NCBI's taxonomy places the organism in Eukaryota, Metazoa, Chordata, Actinopteri, Clupeiformes, Clupeidae. The coding region runs from base 839 to 2620 and encodes 593 amino acids. The transcript is spliced from 14 exons.